Molecule: messenger RNA, 3549 nt
Organism: Grus americana (Whooping crane)
Lineage: Eukaryota; Metazoa; Chordata; Aves; Gruiformes; Gruidae
Gene: RFX6
Product: regulatory factor X6
Exons: 19
Coding region: 230-2989 (919 amino acids)
Biological process (GO): regulation of transcription by RNA polymerase II
Molecular function (GO): DNA-binding transcription factor activity, RNA polymerase II-specific; RNA polymerase II cis-regulatory region sequence-specific DNA binding
Source: RefSeq, a predicted model, not a curated record
CCCGCGCGUCGCUCUCCUCCCCUUCACUCUGCCGGCGUUGGCGCUUGGCUGACACCGUCUCCCGCCGAGGUGCCAGAGCCCCGCACAAACGUCCGGCGCGGCCCAUGCCUCAGCCGGCGCCCCCCGCGCCCUAAGACCGCCGCGCCCGCCCCGUCUCGUCCUGUCCCCUCCCGCCGCCCAUGGGCGCCGCCUGCGCCGCGGCGGGACAGAGCAGGCGCCGGUGAGGAGCAUGGCCAAGGGACCCGAGCAAGAGGACGCCUUCCUGCACCUCCCGGCCGCGCAGGCAGUGUCCUCCGCCGCGCAGGAGGAUUGCUACGCGGACUUGGUGGGGCGAGGCUUGCUGCCCUACGCCGAGGAGGGGCUGUGCGCCGCGGCGAGCGCCGAGAGGGGGCUCCCGGAGCCGGUGCUGCCCGCCGGCAUCAAGUCAGAAACACACUUUAACAGCGAAGCCCUCUCCUCGGAAGAAGAGGAUGCAGAUACUCGCGACGGCGCACUAAAAGCCGCGGACCAGAGCCCGUCUGCGAAGAAGAGCAUCACGCAGAUCAUGAAGGACAAGAAGAAGCAGACGCAGCUCACUCUGCAAUGGCUGGAAGAAAACUACAUUGUCUGUGAAGGAGUUUGCUUACCAAGAUGCAUCCUUUAUGCACAUUAUUUAGACUUCUGCAGAAAAGAGAAACUGGAACCUGCAUGUGCUGCAACUUUUGGGAAGACCAUUCGCCAGAAAUUCCCUCUCCUUACCACAAGGCGGCUUGGAACAAGGGGCCAUUCAAAGUAUCACUAUUAUGGAAUUGGCAUUAAAGAAAGCAGUGCAUACUACCACUCUGUGUAUUCUGGAAAAGGCUUAACCAGGUUCUCUGGAAGCAAGUUAAAGAAUGAGGGUGGUUUCACUCGUAAAUAUUCUCUGAGUUCCAAAACUGGAACUCUCCUCCCAGAGUUUCCAAGUGCUCAACACCUUUUGCUUCAAGGGUGCAUUUCUAAAGACAAGGUAGAUACUCUUAUCAUGAUGUACAAAACACACUGUCAGUGUGUCCUUGACAAUGCAAUUAAUGGGAACUUUGAAGAGAUUCAGCAUUUCUUACUACAUUUUUGGCAAGGGAUGCCUGACCAUCUUCUUCCUCUGCUUGAAAAUCCCAUCAUCGUUGACAUCUUCUGUGUUUGUGACUCAAUACUGUAUAAGGUCCUUACAGAUGUACUCAUCCCUGCAACAAUGCAAGAAAUGCCAGAAAGUUUACUGGCAGAUAUAAGAAAUUUUGCAAAAAACUGGGAACAGUGGGUUGUUUCCUCCUUGGAAAAUCUACCAGAAAACCUGACAGAUAAGAAACUGCCUAUUGCACGAAGAUUUGUUUCCUCCCUGAAACGACAAACAUCAUUCCUACACCUAGCACAGAUUGCUCGGCCAGCCCUUUUUGAUCAGCAUGUUGUGAAUUCCAUGGUGUCGGAUAUUGAAAAAGUUGAUUUGAAUAGUAUUGGCUCUCAGGCACUCCUUGCAGUCUCAGGGAGCACAGACUCUGAUGGGGAGGUCUACAGUGAAUAUGACUCUAUUACAGUGUUCCAAGAACUGAAGGACCUUCUAAAGAAGAAUGCCACUGUGGAAUCAUUUAUUGAGUGGUUGGAUACUGUGGUUGAGCAAAGGGUUAUCAAGGCAAGCAAGCAAAAUGGGAGGUCAUUAAAGAAGAGAGCUCAGGACUUCCUUCUCAAAUGGAGCUUUUUCGGUGCUCGAGUGAUGCAUAACCUAACUCUAAACAACGCAUCAAGUUUUGGUUCUUUUCAUUUGAUCCGCAUGCUACUAGAUGAGUACAUCCUGCUCGCCAUGGAGACACAGUUCAACAAUGACAAAGAACAAGAACUCCAGAAUCUACUGGACAAAUACAUGAAGAAUUUAGAUGCAAGCAAAGCCACCUUUACCGCAUCACCAAGCUCUUGCUUCCUAGCAAAUCGUAACAAAGCUGCUCCUCUGCCCAGCGACACUUCAGUCAAAAAUGAGUGUCUAGCAGAGCAAACCUACGUGUCCUUGUCAGCUAGCCAGCCCAGCAGUGUGCCUUCUGGUCUGAACCCCUUCGCCACAGGAGACAGUGAGAAUAUGCAGCUGACAGGUCAGAUGGAGCUGUCUCAAAGCACUGGCCACCUGAUGACUCCACCCAUUUCACCAGCCAUGGUCAGCCGAGGAAGUGUUAUCAACCAGGGGCCAAUGGCUGUGAGACCUCCAAGUGUAGGUCCAGUGUUAUCUGCACAUUCACAGUGCUCUUCCUACUCAGAACCCCUUUAUCAGACUUUGUCACAAACUAAUCAGAAUUACUAUGGAAACAAUUCCAAUUACCAGGCUAUGUUCAGAACUCAGGCCCAUUCCACUUCAGGAGUUUACCACCACAGAGCAGAGCACAGCCGAUUCAAUGCCUUGAGUGAACAGCAGUUCUCCAGAGACUACUUCAGCAACAGUUGUGCUGUGUCUCCAUACAAUGCCCGAUCCCCUUCCAGCUAUGGUCCCUCAUCAAUGUCUCAGGACACACACAAUAUGCAGUUUCUGAAUACUGGGAGUUUCAAUUUCUUGAGCAACUCGGUGACUACAUGCCCAGGAGCAGCAUAUCCCACUAAUGCUUCCAACGGAUAUUAUGGAAACAAUAUAAAUUAUCCAGAAUCUCACAGACUUGGAACAAUGGUGGAUCAACAUGUUUCUGUAAUCAGCAGUGUAAGCAGCAUUCGAUCACUGCCAUCAUACAAUGAUAUACAUGAUCCACUGAAUAUCUUGGAUGACAGCGGAAGAAAACAAACAGGCUCAUACUACACAGAGUCCUCACCUUCAAUUGUCUGUCGGACUCCUAUGUCUUCAAACAUGCAAACCACAUCUUCUUCCCAGUGUAUGUAUGGAACAUCUGGUCAGUUCCCUUCUCAGGAAAAUCUGGAGUCCCAUGGCCCACCAAGCAGAGAUAUGGUGUCAUCUUUACCACCAAUCAACACUGUCUUCAUGGGAGCAGCUGCUGGAGGAACCUGAACUGGGAGAGACAUGUCAGUGCCUUAAGCUUACUUUCCAAAUCAAGACAUUAAGGCUAUGAUGACAAUCCCCUUCAAGUUGGUGGAAUAGAAAAGUAUUAUAUAUAGGUGUUAAAGGAGCCAUUUUAGAGAUAUUAGCAGCCCUCCACACACAAAAAAUAGCUAUAUUCAGAUUGGGUCCUGCUUGUGAGUCUUUCAGAAUUGUUCUCACUAUUACGGCUUUUCAGGCAGAACUUCAGGGUGAGCAGAAAGAGCCAGUGGUUCUUGCAAGCAAGACUAAGUUGUAAAGAAAUGAUUACAUCUAUUCCUAAUUUAUUAAAAAUGCUAUUUUAGUCUUUCACUUAUAUCUUUUUGUAUAAAAAUGUUUAUUUAAUAUCUGUGUUGCUCAUUAUUUAUUAGGAUCACAGAGUAAUUGUUUACUUUCUUUUAUUUGACAGAUUGUCAAAUGUAUGUAUCCUACCUCCUAUGGAAAUGUUUACAAGGUCAAUUUUUACUAUUUUAAAUGAAACUAAGCCAAAUUCUUAAGUUUUUUACUGUUGUGCUCUGGAAAGUCAAUUUCAA